Messenger RNA from Cryptomeria japonica (Japanese cedar), 1392 nucleotides. RefSeq lists its product as uncharacterized. Gene Ontology annotation, cellular component: nucleus. Lineage: Eukaryota; Viridiplantae; Streptophyta; Pinopsida; Cupressales; Cupressaceae. The record is from RefSeq and is a predicted model, not a curated record. Gene Ontology annotation, molecular function: ATP hydrolysis activity. Bases 1 to 1392 code for a protein of 463 amino acids. The transcript has a single exon.
AUGGAUUUAAACAAGCCCCCUGAAGAAGAUGAAUCAUCCAUUCUUUUUAUGCUUUUGAAAGACGGCAAGCAAAUCAGCCAAGUUUUAUGCUCUAACACUCCGGUGAAAAUCUCUGAAUCCUUGCAUAUCAAGGAUAUUAAUCCUGCGGCCUACCAUCCACUCAAAAUGUCGCCUCACAUUUACUUUCAUGCAGCUAGUCAGAACUGGCCUCAACGUAAUGAGUGGCAAAGAUUUCUAAAUUAUCUCCUUAAUAGGGACAAGCUUGCAGUUUGCCAACAUGGAAAUUGUGAGUUCUUGAUAGCACCUCCUGCUGGACAAGGCUCAGCUAAUUUGGACUGUGUUGCUGUUGCCUAUCAUUUUGGGGAGUUGCCCAAGGAUGGAGAAGCUAGAGAAAUUUUGGUAUCUGCUGAUAACCGGACUAGAGAGUCUGUGUUGGUUCAAGGGGAAAGCGUACCUAAAUCUCAUACUCCUGCAUUACAUAUGAAAGGACCACAGCUGAUUGUAAAAUCUGAAGAAUUUAGAAGUGCGAGGGUCAGCACAGAAGAUGCUUGCUUAAGACCACAGAAUUCUCAAUCGCUAAGUCGAGGAUUGGUGAGUGGUAAUGCAACUUGUACAGUUUCAAGGGACUAUCGAAGAUUUGGUCUGCAUAAUCUUCACCCUGCAGAGGAGCAAGCUUUGUAUGAAAGAAUAUAUUCGUUGCCUAAAGAACCUCUAAAUUUUAAAGAGCGUAUGCAUAACUCUUCAGGCCAAAUACCACUUGAAACUCCCUGCCAUUCAUCAAGGGAAGUCGAACAAGAUAAAUUAGGUACAGAUCGAAUCAAGGGCAGGUAUGAAGUGGAUCCUGAUUUCUUUAAUACACUUCGUCACAUGCACAAUGGAUGGCCUUUUGGCGCUCUUGCGGAGCUCAUUGAUAAUGCUAGGGAUGCUAAUGCUUCAAAGAUGGUCAGUAUUGGGAAUGGACGACCCACUAAGGACAACAGGGAUCACAUUGGAAGAUUUGGAGUUGGAUUCAAGACAGGAACCAUGCAACUUGGAAAGGAUGCAAUUGUUCUUACUCAAUGCAGUGAAACUCGGUCAAUAGCUUUUUUGUCACGUUCAUACAAUGAAAAUAAGAAAGAUCUAGAUAUUCCAAUUAUAACAUAUCGAAAGGAGGGAGGGUGGAUGGAUUUUGACCUUGAAGUACAUAGUGAAACUGAAGCAGAGACUGACUUGAAAUCCAUUCAGGAGUACUCACCAUUCAAUGCAUAUACCAUUGGAAGCAAGUUUGCAAGCUUUGCAGAGAAUGGUACUGGGACACACAUUUAUAUCUACAAUCUAGCCCGAUGGGGUUUAGAGUACACUUUAGCCUGGGAUGAAAAAUGUAAUGAUGAGAGAAAUUUAAAAAAGAAAUGA